UUCAUCAGCUCCUUUUACUGACUUCAGUAUACCGGUACGAUCUCUCUCUUCAUCGUUCUCUUUCUAUCAUUUUCUCGCACUUUCCCACCGUCCGGUCAAUCCGGUCCGGAGGAGAUGUCGUUUUUUGUCGGAGUCGUGAUCGGGCUGGCCGUCGGUGUAUCUAUCAUCGUCGGCUUUGUCUGGUGCGAGAAUGCUCGAUCCAAGAUUCGUUCAGACCUCGCGACUACUGUUGCUGCUUUUGCGAGGAUGACAGUGGACGAUUCAAGGAAGCUGUUGCCGCCUGAGUUUUAUCCCUCUUGGGUUGUCUUCUCGCAGCGCCAGAAGUUGACUUGGCUUAAUCAGCAUCUCACAAAGAUCUGGCCCUAUGUCAAUGAGGCAGCAUCUGAGCUUAUAAAGUCCUCGGUUGAGCCCAUUCUUGAACAAUAUAGACCCAUUGUACUAUCAUCUCUUAAAUUCUCCAAAUUUACUCUCGGUACUGUUGCUCCGCAAUUUACAGGUGUUUCUAUUAUCGAAGAUGGAGGAAGUGGAAUUACCAUGGAACUGGAAAUGCAGUGGGAUGGGAAUCCAAGUAUAAUACUUGAUAUCAAAACCAGACUUGGUGUAGCAUUGCCUGUACAGGUGAAAGAUAUCGGAUUCGCUGGGGUUUUCAGGUUGAUCUUCAAACCACUAGUUGAUCAGUUUCCAUGCUUUGGAGCUGUCUGUUAUUCCUUGAGGGAGAGAAAGAAGAUGGAUUUCACACUAAAAGUUGUUGGUGGCGACAUAUCAUCAGUUCCCGGACUUUCUAGUGCUAUUGAGGAGACAAUACGGAAUGCUGUUGAAGACUCCAUCACAUGGCCUGUUAGGAAAGUUAUUCCCAUUUUGCCUGGUGAUUAUAGUGAUCUGGAGCUAAAGCCUGUCGGAACAUUAGAGGUGAAACUUGUGCAGGCGAAGGACUUGACAAAUAAGGACAUUAUCGGAAAGUCAGAUCCCUAUGCUAAAUUAUUUGUGCGCCCAUUACGUGAAAGAACAAAAACUAGCAAAACAAUUAACAAUGAUCUGAAUCCCAUUUGGAAUGAGCACUUUGAAUUUGUUAUUGAAGAUGCAUCUACUCAGCAUUUGGUUGUAAAGAUUUACGAUGACGAGGGCCUUCAGGCAUCUGAGCUCAUUGGCUGUGCUCAAGUGCGGAUAAAUGAACUUGAGCCUGGUAAAGUGAAGGAUGUGUGGUUAAAUCUGGUUAAGGAUUUGGAGGUUCAGAGAGAUAAUAAAUAUCGGGGGCAGGUGAGAACCUCUACAAUGAUUAUUUUAUACUGUCCUUUCGGGAUGGAGAAUGGCUUCGUUAAUCUUGCCCCUAACUUCUCGAUGAUCUUGGAGAAAGUUCUUAAAAGUGGUGUUAAUGGAACAGUAGAGGCAAUUGAAAGUGAAAGAGCAAUCACACAGAAAAAAAGGGAGGUUAUUGUUAGAGGAGUAUUGUCUGUUACCAUUAUAUCUGCUGAAGACUUGCCCGUGGUAGAUUUGAUGGGAAAGGCUGAUCCUUAUGUCGUACUGACAAUGAAGAAAUCAGAAACGAGAAACAAAACAAGGGUUGUGAACGACAGCUUGAAUCCUGUUUGGAAUCAAACCUUUGACUUUGUCGUUGAGGACGGAUUGCAUGACAUGCUAAUUCUCGAAGUUUGGGACCAUGAUACAUUUGGGAAGGACUAUAUGGGAAGAUGCAUAUUGACGUUGACUCGGGUCAUAUUGGAAGGUGAAUUCAGAGAUUAUUUCCAGCUUGAUGGAAGUAAAUCAGGAAGAUUGCAUUUACACCUUAAGUGGAUGCCGCAGCCAAUUUAUCGAGAAUCGUGAGUGAACUCUAAGUUAUUUCAUAUAGCAGAGACAGUGAAUCAUAGCUCUCAAGAUGUAUACCUGACACCGACACGAUAAAUAAACCUUGCAUGUGUUUUUGAGAGAGCUAUUGCUUACACUGUACAUAGAAUUUGAGUAGCAUUAGGUUGAAUGUAAAGUCAUAUAUGUUUUAGGGAAAAUACAAUUUAGAUAUUCGCGGAACGGAAGAAGUAUUUUGAGAUUGCUCGGUGACACUCUUCAACAUUGUAACUUUUUAGAAAGAUUUCACUGGUCGGAAGGUUAAUAAUGCAGAAAUGAUCUCUGUA
Messenger RNA from Carica papaya (papaya), 2126 nucleotides. The record is from RefSeq and is a predicted model, not a curated record. Lineage: Eukaryota; Viridiplantae; Streptophyta; Magnoliopsida; Brassicales; Caricaceae.